UGUCAAUGUCAUACUUUUGUGUAUAACCUAACCUCAAACGUAUGGGAAAUAACUCGCACAUACUGUAUUGAUAUUAUUAUGAGUGAAUAGACUAUAGUUGAAUGUAAAAGUAUUAAUUCGCAAGUCAGUAGAUUAACUUCAAGCAAAAUGAAUUGCUUACGAUUGCUACGACUAGCCGAACGGCAACAAUUUAAAGUGUUUCAGACAACUUCUGUGAGAUGUGUCUCAAAUCAUCCUAUGCGCUUCAUGGAGACUCAAAACUUGUGGAGGGAAAGGGACGGUGUCUCUAAGCGAUGGCAGCUGAUAUAUAAGGCUCCUAUGGACGGAGCCAUGAAAUACGCUUCCACAUACUUAACGUUGUCGACAGCUAUAGUUGCUGCUAGUUCAAUGUAUUACGGAGCUUUCGUUUUUGACUUAGCCGAAAUGUCCAAACCUGUAAUAAUUGGAGACGAUGUGAUAAUCGCCAACUCUGCUGUAGAGUGUUGCAUUUACCUCGGGACAUUUAUUGCAUUAAAUAUUGCUGUAAAAACAUUAAUAUCCAAAUAUGUGCUUAGGCUAUACCAAGACGGUGAUGAAUAUCUGGCGGUUUUUAGAGGGCACUUCUUCAACUCGAUAAGUAUUCAUAAAUUCCAUUUGAAGGAUUUUAAGAAAUUAAAGCCUACAUUUGUAGUUUCAUGGGGUGAUGCCAGGUUUGGUUUGGGUAACAAACAUGGAAUAUUGUUGGAGAACUACUUCAAGACUCCUGAACAUUUCAACUACUUGUUAAACAAGAAGAGCGCUGAUAAACCUGAUCUUGACUGAAUUGUUUUUUCUGUAGCAUAAUACUAUUUUUAGUUGAA
This is a messenger RNA of Helicoverpa armigera (cotton bollworm), 839 nucleotides long. RefSeq lists its product as uncharacterized. The coding region runs from base 148 to 801 and encodes 217 amino acids. NCBI's taxonomy places the organism in Eukaryota, Metazoa, Arthropoda, Insecta, Lepidoptera, Noctuidae. The transcript has a single exon. The record is from RefSeq and is a predicted model, not a curated record.